Carassius carassius (crucian carp) is the source of this 1317-nucleotide messenger RNA. RefSeq names its product centromere protein P (gene cenpp). The record is from RefSeq and is a predicted model, not a curated record. The transcript has 9 exons. Lineage: Eukaryota; Metazoa; Chordata; Actinopteri; Cypriniformes; Cyprinidae. Gene Ontology annotation, cellular component: chromosome, centromeric region; nucleus. Bases 142 to 984 code for a protein of 280 amino acids. Gene Ontology annotation, biological process: CENP-A containing chromatin assembly.
AGUGUGUUUUUGUAUAUUUCUUCACCCCUGCAGUUCUCAUUUGGUAUGUUCCGUGUUGACGCGGGAUUCAGUUGAAUCAGUCAGAAUCGUGAAGUUGCUGUUUUCAUUUUCAGGAGUAGAUAAAAUAGAUUGAGGAAGAGAAUGGAGCAGAAAUAUGAAGAAGAGAUCCAGAUGCUUCAGCAGGAAAUUGAAAUGCUGGAGGCUGAACAGGAGGAUAUUUUACGGUCCAUUUUCAUAGAGCAUGGAGAUCGACUACAGCAUGAACUAAAGUCAGUGUUUGAGGAAAGAGGAGGAUCACAGAAACCUGCUCUUUCAAAGCUGAUCACAGAAGUCAGAGAGCUGGAAAAAGACCUCAGACGACAGACGGAAAUCAAUGGGAUUGCUCUAAAUGAAUGUUUCGUAAAGACAUUGCACAAAAGUGAGAGAAAACUUGUACAGCAGCUCAGACUUGCAGGUCACUGCAGUGUACUUUUGUUCCAGGUUGAAUUUGCAGUGACUGAGAUUCAGGAGGACGAUGCUCUGCGCAGGAGAGUUACAGAGCUCAAUAUCGUUGUGGAUGGUGUUGAAUUCAAAGAUUUCUCUGCAUUUGUGUCCAGAGUGGAGGACACAAAAGACCUUCUUUUGUUCUUCAGGACCUUGAGGACGUUCUCUGAGAGAUGUGAGGAGAGGCGUCAAACGUUUCAGCACUUUCAGGAGAAGUACCCAGACGUGGUCAGCCUUCCAGAGGGAUGCAGAUCUGAGCUCAUGAUUAUAAGGAGUCCUCAACUUCCCGGGACCUCCAUGACCAUAUUCUGGAAGAUCGAUGUGUCCAUGGAAGGAGUGGUAAAGCCAUCGCUUGAGCUCCUGCUGAAAAUGCCAGACCAGGCUCGGGAGUUUGACACCAAAAAAGUGAUGGAAAACGGCUCAAAUUACUUUCAGAGCCUCCUGAAGGUUCUCGGGGUGGAAGCGUCAAUCGAGGGCUUGAUAAGAACCGUAUGUUUGUGAGAAGUCAUAAAACAAGCCAACGUUCACGCCGUGGGAACUUCAUACCUAAUCUUUUUAUUCGAUAUAAACACCUGUACAAUCAGCCGUUAGGAACUACAUAGUGACGCCACCUGUACAUGUCAAUCAUUUUUUACGCAUGAUAGGCCCACGUUGCGUGGAAAUAUACAUUAUUAGACAAGAGCUAGAAAAAUAAAUAAUUUCAAAUACAAAAUGUUUGACUGCAAAAUCCACUUUGUAUUUUCAAAUAGUUACAUUUUAACAUUAGAUUACAUCACUGUAACUCGCAUCUUCCUUUUCUUGCUUAAUAACAGAAUUAAAGUCCAUUCUUACCUA